Messenger RNA from Vicia faba (fava bean), 336 nucleotides. The record is from the annotation of a GenBank genome assembly. NCBI's taxonomy places the organism in Eukaryota, Viridiplantae, Streptophyta, Magnoliopsida, Fabales, Fabaceae.
AUGAACUUCGUUAUCGAAGUUCAGAGAAGACGAGAGGAUGAAGGUGUGAUUGGCGGAAGAUGGUGUGGAACGAAGAAACCUCAAAGUCAAGAAACUAGGGUGAAAUUUGAACUUGAAGACAUAAAGGAUGAAGUAUCUUAUUGGAAUUUGGCUAUUGUCUAUUAUGUUCUAGGAGCGAAUCCACCGUUACCAGUGAUAAAAGGGUUUGCAAGAAGAAUCUGGAAAACAAAAAGUGUUGAUAGAAUAAGCAUGCUGGCCCAUGGAUUUUUCAUAGUUCAAUUUGGUAAUAUUCAAGCGAGAAGAUAUCCAUCCAAUACCAAUUUGGAUAAGGCUUGA